Spirodela intermedia is the source of this 557-nucleotide messenger RNA. NCBI's taxonomy places the organism in Eukaryota, Viridiplantae, Streptophyta, Magnoliopsida, Alismatales, Araceae. The record is from the annotation of a GenBank genome assembly.
AUGGUCAAGAAAACUGUGAUAGUAGAAUCAAAUACUCUUAAUGUGAUCUCUUUAGAUGAAAUUAUUGGAUCACUAUUAACCUAUGAAGCAAAUGUCAUUGAAAGAAGAGCAAUUGUACGAAAGAAAAACAUAGAAAUAACUCUUAGAAUAGCAGAAGUACAUGAUGAUGCAGAAGAGAUCGUUUUCCUAUCCAGAUGAUUAUCUAAAUUAUGGAAGGGAAAAAGUAAUUUCUAUGCAAUAAAGGUAGAACUCAACUUCUUGAAACUUCUGACACCAUGUGCUUUGAGUGUAAAAAAUCAAAACAUGUCAAACCUGACUGCCCGCUACACAAGAAAAAGAAUUCAAAUAAAAAACAAAGACCGAUGGUAGCACCUUGGAGUGACAGCAUUUGCAGCACAAAUGAUGAACAUGAAAUAAAGAAAGACCUAUGCUUAAUAGCAAGGAUCUCAAGACUAUACAAUCUUGAUGACUCUCUUACAUGCAGUCAAUUGCAAGAUAAUUUAGAAAAACUAAGAGAUGAUUUUGAAGAUAUCAGAUUUAAACCAAAGACUUUGUAA